ACACCAUUUAAUUGCAAUCAACUAGGACCUGUUAAUUUACAGCUGAAUGAAAUACUGCCAGCCAUCGUUCCCGGCUCCAAAACAUCCACGAAGGAAGCUUCAGCACUCGCUCCCACCUCCAUGUGGACACAGCCGUCAACAUCGUGGCAUACUCCCUAUAUUCUUCCUCUUGCUCCACCCUUACAACUAACCCGUUUGACAAUCCCCAGCACCAGUAUUUCACAUGCUGGCAUAUCCAAAAAGCGCAAGUUAAAUGAGCUUAGCAUUAAUAGCGAUAGUUCAGGCGGAUUCGCUCCUACCCUAUCAAAACGCCCGAAACGAAACCAACAGGUCUUGCAGGUGACUACAUCCCAAGGGCGGCGUGGACGAGACCAAGGUGAUAACCCUGCGCAGCAUGAUGGAUGAGAAUGUGCACAACCACGGGACGUUCGACGACUGUCAGGACAUCCUAAAGCCAUCUGCGCUUCGAUGCAACUCACCACGUCGGCGCCGUCAACAGCUAAACAGCCCACUACUCCUCUUCUACUCGGACACACUCGCCCUCACGGCACCUACACUGAUCCCCAUGCUACAAAUCAUUGCUCUAAUGAGCAACCUCUGGGAUAUCUUUAGCGGGGUAUUUUAUGCAAAUCACAUUGUCCUACAUGGGUUACAUUCUCGUAACGGACAUACAUUGGACAUAAAAAUGCACAUCGCAUAUGCAUACUUACAUUUAUUACGAUGUAAGAAUGUAUCUAGUACUGACAAAUCUUCCAUGAAUCUGAGGUGUUGAAUGCCA
This is a messenger RNA of Suillus clintonianus, 778 nucleotides long. RefSeq lists its product as uncharacterized. The transcript has 2 exons. The coding region runs from base 395 to 772 and encodes 125 amino acids. The record is from RefSeq and is a predicted model, not a curated record. Lineage: Eukaryota; Fungi; Basidiomycota; Agaricomycetes; Boletales; Suillaceae.